Messenger RNA from Podarcis lilfordi (Lilford's wall lizard), 1794 nucleotides. The record is from the annotation of a GenBank genome assembly. Lineage: Eukaryota; Metazoa; Chordata; Lepidosauria; Squamata; Lacertidae.
CAAGAUUGCUAUAUAAAUUGCCACCAGCAAGGCUGAAACAUAACACAGCUCACCUUUCCUGCACAGCGCAGAUUGGGACUCUGCAAAAGAGGUCAAAUUCAGAUCCGGAGAACCCCUCUCGACCCAUCGCCAUGGAAGGAUACGUCUCUGCCGUCCGCAAGAUGGAGCAAACGGUUAUGUUUCCCAGCCUUCUCCUCGGAGUCUCCUUGGAAGACCAGGCUGAAACAUUCGAGACCAACUCGAGCAACGGAGACUCCAGCGAGAGAGACCUGUAUGAAGACUACACUCUGCUAAAAUCCAUCAAGGGGAGAGCAGAGGGUGGCUUAGCACCUCUUGACUUCCAGAAUCCCAGCCUCAAGGAAGAGGAGAGCAAAGAGAAGGUUGAUCUGGAAGAUCUCUUCCAUUACCACGUGUCUGGCUUGCACCGCGUCCUCACCCAGCUGACGAGGAGGGCCAACGCCGUAACUUCCAAAUACAAUGAGAUCAUGGGGCAGAUCAACCAGAAUGAAAUCUCUCUCCGCUGGUGAGACACACGCCAAGGACACGAAAGGUGAGUUAUUGGCUCAGCCCAGCCACCAUGACUAUGGGAGCCAUGGUCCAUAAGAUCUGGUGGGAACAGCUUGGUUUUCUACAACAAACAUUCUCCUUUCCCUCUAUGUUUGCAGUCUCCUGCUGCUGCACUGCCUGUUAACAGAGUCAAAGAGCUUUUAAAAAUAUGCUUGCAGACUCUUCCUACCUUCCUUCCUGGUUCAUUUGCACAGAAGAGAUUUCUUGGCCAGCUUGACUGUAACUGAUGGGAGUUGUAGUCCUGAACAUUUGGCAGCCACCAGGUUGGGAUAGGCCGGCCAAUGGAAUGGCAUUUUCUGAUUUGGCAGGCCCAGAAGUGAGGGUUGGGACCUCUGCAUAUUCUCAGAGGUACUCUUUCUUCUCUUUCUUCACUUAUCUUGCAUGGCUUAGCUUUGGAACACAGACUAUUUAUUCUAUGGAAAGCUUAGAAUAGGGCUCUCAGUGGGGUUCUAUCCAGACACUGUUAACAGUGUUAUAGCACUGAGGGCUCACAUAUCUUUCUUUAGGUUCCAGGUACCCAACACGACGCCUUUCCAAUGUUGCUGAACUAGAACUCCCAUCAUCCCUGACCAUUGGUCAUGUUGACCGGGAAUAUGGGAGUUGUAGUACCCCAAGAACAUCAGGAGAACCCCAUGUUGGCUAUCAGUAAAGUUCUGGAGCUGAGUCACAGAGACCCUUGGUUUAAAUUAAGACACAACCCACCUUGUUAACACCUUUUCCAUUUUCCAUUUUACAGGACAACCUGAAUUUCUGAAUCUGCACAUGUGUACAUCUUGGGUCCUCUGUCUGAGGCCAUACAAAGAAGGCUCUCAAUGGACAAUCUAGAGACCUUGACUGCAGCAUCUACCCCACAACGUUGUGUAGCAUGGACUUUACUUGAAUAAGCCAAGCACUGAUAUUUGUGAACGUAAUUGCUAUCUAUAUUAUAUUUGUGAACAAAAUGGCUAUCUGUAUGGUAUUUAUGGACAAAAUUGAUAUCUAUAAACUCCAUGGCAAACGUAUGCCUUGGGUUUCCAUUGCUUUCUGGUGUUUAAAUAUUGCUUUUAGUUCAGACUAAUAAAGCACUUUGCAUCGUUUGAAGCUGCCUAGACCAUUGUUUCAUCUAGUCCUGUAGUUGUCAACUACCCUGACAGGUAAUGGCUCUCAUCCGGAGACUUUGCCUGUUAUGCUUGCUAUCUGAAAUCAUUUUCAUUAGAGAUAAGCUCAUGCCACCUCAUGGCUCCUGAG